AUGAAUUUUAAGAAAGGAACUUUAGAAUUACUUGGAUAUGAAAACAUAGAAUGCUCAAUUCCAACAACUUUACUUGUUAAUUUUUCUGCUUAUUUUACUGCUAUAUAACAAAAUCCUCUAAAAAAUGAAUCUCAAGAAAGUAUUUAUUACUAUACAACCUACCUUAGCUUCUGAAAAUGGUUUAAUAUUUGUUUCAGCAAUAAGUCAAAGUAAUACUCCAUAGAUGUCAUCUCAAUAAUUAAGGUCUGUACAAUCUAAAAGUUCUAAAGGAAAGAUCAGAACAUUUUUUCCUUAAAGUAAAUAAUCAUUUCAUAUUUUAAAUAGAAUGGCCUGUUCAAAAAGCUAAUAUGAGUCCAUUUUCUUUUUCAAAAUAUUCUCAUUUUCAAUCACUAACAAGUCGAUAUUGGUACUAUUUAGACAAUAGUAAUAAUGUUUAAGGUAAAGUUCUACCCUUAUCAUAUAUGUUUAGGCCCUUUUUCUUGUGUUGAAAUGGAUAACUGGUAUCGAAAAAAUCUACUCAAUCCUGAUUUGUUGAUUAGCUACAAAUCUCAUGAUCUAACUUCGUUUGUGAAAAUCAAAGAUAUCUUAAACGAUUCUGAAAAUCAAAAAUGUGAUAAAAUUUUACGUCAAUUAUAUAAAAGAGCUACUAGUGCUAAAAGAAUAAGUAUGUAACAUCUUUAAAUAUAGAAAAUAAAAAUUCAAGUGCUUCUCCUAUAAGUAAGGCAUCAACUGAAUUAUCUUCUAGUAACACAAACAGUUGCUAAAAAUCAAGACAACCCAUUUGGGGAGUCGAUACCGAUUAUUUUUUAGGUUUUUGA
This is a messenger RNA of Paramecium sonneborni, 818 nucleotides long. Lineage: Eukaryota; Ciliophora; Oligohymenophorea; Peniculida; Parameciidae. The record is from the annotation of a GenBank genome assembly.